UUACCUCUUAAAAGAGUUGGGGGGAACAAUAGUUGAAAACCAGAGAAAUACAUGGCAUGUGAGAGGUACAUUAUCCUACAAGAGUUUUCAAAGCAGAGCAAGAUCCCAUAUAGAGGGAAAAUCUGAAAAGGCAUCAUAGAAAAGGUACAAUGUGAGUUCCCAUAACUAUAGCAUCUCAUGGCUGAAAGGUAUCCUAAAGGGUCAUUCUGUCUAGUUACUGACCCAUCCAUUACUUGCAGAUGUAUCUUGAACGACAGGUAGGGUUUGGAUGGUGGAAUUAAAAGGAGAGGGUGCUCCAGGGAAUAGCAUAAGGAAAGGCCAGUAGUAGAUGGGAUAACACAUAUUCUGGAAUCAGCAAAUUGUGCUGGUAGGUGUAGGGAAAUCAGUUUGGCAUGAUGGAUUGAACCAUAUUGUUGAGGGCCAAGAAUACUGCAGGAUAAGGUGAACAGAUCAGCAGGUAAAGGGGAAAUAGUAGGACUUUUUGGGGAAGGAAAUCAAUCAUCCAGAGCAAAGCUGUGCUGGAAGGUCACUCUGCCGAGUAGAGUAGCAAAACAAGGCUGUCAAUUAGGAGCACAGAUCAAUCAAUAGUCUCAAGGUGAGGGGUAGGGAGAUAAAAUGUGGAUGAGCGAGAUGUUGCUAAGAGAUCAACAGGACUUGGGAAUUGAGGGCUCAUGGAGGGACAGAGAAAGGAGUCAAACAAGAGUCCAAGACUUUCAGCCUGUACCAGUUAUAAGGAUGAAGGAAGUGACAAAUCAAGAGUCAAAAGCAGCUGAGGUAUAGGAAUGGGGUGUAAGAUACUGAGUUGGGUUUGAGCUAUAUUGACUUUGGAUUGCCAGUGGUGCCGCAGGCGGAGAUAUCCAGCCAGGCAAUUGGAAACCUGACGUAUUAGUAUGGAGGAGAGGGCAAGGACCAAAAUAAGACGCGGUAGUCACCUGAAUGUAAUCAUGAAGAGGGGUGAGUUGUCCUGGAAGGAGACAGGAACUUGAGUAUAGGCUGGUACAGAAACGGGAGAAAUGGUGUUACAAUCAAGAAGAGGUCGUCAUCUACCUCAUCUCAAGUAUUGAGUGGAAUCGGAUAAGGGCUGCGCAAAGGUUGGGACUGAGAAGAGGCCAAGAAAAGGCAACUGGGAAGUAAAGUAACUGGUGACAGUCUAGCAACUGUUGGGAAGCCGGUCAGAGCCGCAGUCAGACUGCGGAAUGAAUAGUGUGAAUACGAGGCAGCCGCGCGCGGUGGGAAGGUAGAAAGACUCGCCGCGAGGAGGUUGGAAGGACAUCGGGUCCUAGUGUCUGAGGACCUACAGGCUGCACGUCCCUCAGCAUCUAGAUUUCUGCUUCUUCACGUCACCACACGAGACACUGUACGUGGAGUGUUCACCUCAGAGACCGUCACUUAUGAGGGUGCCUAUUACUAUUUCUAGUAAUAAACUAGCUGUUUUCACGUAAGCGGAAGCCGAGGAGAGAGGUGGCCGGACACUGAGAUCCAUCUCCUCCCCCUUUCCCCUCUUCCUCUCCCCACCUCACUGGGACGAUAUGCGCAGGCGCGCAGGGAGGGUGAGGCUGUGCGGCCGGAAGUGGAGUCCGGAACGCUUUAGGGGAGGGACCUGCGGGGUAAACAGGUUCUAGGCCAACGCCUGUAGACGGUUUCCGAGCGUGGAGGCCACCAUGAACCGGCUCGGAGAUGACUAUGACCCCUACGCUGUUGAAGAGCCUAGCGACGAGGAGCCGGCUUUAAGCAGUUCUGAAGAUGAAGUGGAUGUGCUUCUACAUGGAACUCCUGAACAAAAACGAAAACUCAUCAGAGAAUGUCUUACUGGAGAAAGUGAAUCAUCUAGUGAAGAUGAAUUUGAAAAAGAAAUGGAAGCUGAAUUAAAUUCCACCAUAAAAACAAUGCAGGACAAGUUAUCCUCUCUGGAAAGAGGGUCUUCCUCAGGAAAUGGGAAUGUUGGAACAGCUCUGACAAAGUACUAUGAUGAUAUAUAUUUUGAUUCGGAUUCUGAGGACGAAGACAAAACGGCUACCAUGGAUUGGGAAGACAGAGGCCACGUCAGCAACAGCCUGUUCCGAGCAGUGAUGCUGUCUUGA
Messenger RNA from Rhinolophus ferrumequinum (greater horseshoe bat), 2081 nucleotides. RefSeq names its product E2F associated phosphoprotein (gene EAPP). Lineage: Eukaryota; Metazoa; Chordata; Mammalia; Chiroptera; Rhinolophidae. The transcript has 4 exons. The record is from RefSeq and is a predicted model, not a curated record. Bases 1662 to 2081 code for a protein of 139 amino acids. Gene Ontology annotation, cellular component: nucleus. Gene Ontology annotation, biological process: positive regulation of cell population proliferation.